AUGGCUGUUCAAUUGGAGCAUCCACCAUCAAGCUCAAUGCAUAUAUCUGGUGAAACAUCAUUUCAAGAAAUUCAUCUUCAUUACGAAUGGAAAAUUUUAAAUUUUCGUGAAAUGUUUAAUACCAGUCGUACUGGUUGUAUUCUUGAAUCAUCACGUUUUUCAUUUCGUGAUGAUCAACAGGACCAAUGGUAUCUUGAAUUAUAUCCUCGUGGUGAUAUGCAUAAACCGACAUUUAUGUUGAUGGCUAUCAAAUUAACUCAAAAAUCAUACGAUGAAAUGCCAAUGGAUUUUUUAUCUGGUAUUAUUUCCAUGAAUGUAUUUAUUGGUAGAAGAAGACCAAUUCAUCUUGAUGAUAUUUGCAUUGAAGAAUGUUAUCCUGACAAUAAUAAUUACAUUAGAAUCAUGACUCUGUAUGAUUUAUGUGAAGCACCACAUGAGAUAUUUCCACAAAAUAUACUCAUUAUUAAUUGCAAUAUUGUCAUCAAGGCAAUAAUACAUCAACAAACACUUAUGAUACAUCCUUUAACAUCACAACAUUAUGCUGCAAGUAAUAAUAACCAUGCACUAAAAUGUGAAAGAAAAUUUACUGAUGUUGUAUUUAAUGUUGAUGGUAUUAUUAUUCAUGCACAUAAAUUUAUUCUUGGUUCACGUUCAUCAAUAUUUCAACAAAUUUUUGAAAAUCAAUUGAUUGAAAAUAGUCGUGAAUAUGUCAUUCAAAUAACUGAUAUUAAAGUCAAUGUAUUUAAUCAGUUAUUGGAAUAUAUUUAUACAAAUAAUGCACCUCGUAUCAAUGAUAAUCUUGAUGAUUUAAUUAUUGCUGCUGAUAAAUAUCAAAAUUUGAGUGAUAUUGAUGUAAUUAAUGUUGGUACAUAG
Molecule: messenger RNA, 873 nt
Organism: Aphidius gifuensis
Lineage: Eukaryota; Metazoa; Arthropoda; Insecta; Hymenoptera; Braconidae
Product: speckle-type POZ protein-like
Exons: 2
Coding region: 1-873 (290 amino acids)
Biological process (GO): regulation of proteolysis; proteasome-mediated ubiquitin-dependent protein catabolic process
Cellular component (GO): cytoplasm
Molecular function (GO): ubiquitin protein ligase binding
Source: RefSeq, a predicted model, not a curated record